GUCGACCGCGGUUCAGUCGCUGCUGCCACAACAAACCAGACGUCGUCGUCAACUUCGCCAUUAUCGUCUAUACAUCAUUGGAUCCAUCCUCUAUCAAUGCAGAGGCCAUUUGAAUCUCGAAAGACGGAUGGCGAAAGCCACAGCUUACCGCUGGAGAUCAUUCAGCCUGUGAGUCCCGAGUCCUGAGUCUACCACAUCUUCGGACCUACGCUUGACAAACACACGUACGUUUUACUAUGAUGCCGCACUAGAUAUUUUUGGAUGCGAUUGAAGGAGACCGCUCGAUGGCUGCAGCACUGUCCCAGACAUGCAAGACCGUCUACGCGUGGAUCAUCCCUAUCCUCUACUCUACAGUCGUGCUGACGACGCCGACCCAAGCUGCCUCCUUUCAACGCGCGGUGCUCACUUCAUUUAAUUCGGAUUCAGAAGGGCACACUACCGCCACACGUCUUACUGAACGCCCCCUUCAUACUUAUGUCCAUCAUCUCUGGGUAGGCAGGAACCGCCGGUCCCGAGCCAAUCGCACAGGCACUCGUCCCCAACUCGGAGGGACGGGGCGCGAACGUGUUGGUCAAACUAUCAUCGGACGAUCACGUCUAUGGAAUGCUACUCUUGGAAUCGUCGAGCUGUGCCCAAGUCUGCGUACGCUGGCGAUGAUCGGCUAUCCCGCUACGAUCAUAGGCGUAAUCGUGCCCCACCUCCCAGUGACGCUAGAGUCGCUGUCAAUUCGCGUCAGGAAUCAUGCGACCCUCGACCUACCAGACAUUUCUCAUCUCACUGCCCUUCGCGACAUUGUUUUCGUGCACACGGAGCUCACCGACAAGACGGUGUGCCUCCUUCUGCGAUCGCCCAGCGUACAGAGUAUCACCCACCUAUACAACUGCUCCAGACCCAUGCCACCCGACCUCGGGUUUCCCCCGGAUUCCAAGUGGGAUAAUGAUAAUCUAGGGAUGGGCGUGUGCCAGCUUCGCCUCGUUGGCAAGCAUGCCUCCCGUGGCUUCAAGCGGAUGAGAAUUGUCUCCCUGUUCGGAAGAGAUACGUCCGCAGAGACGGAGCUUUCCGGGCUUCAGGACUAUAUGGCAUCGGAUGUGUAUGACGCGCGUAUUGUAGUGUCGGCAAAGGAGGGGUGCGAUGGGUCCGGCGGCAUGGACCACAUCAAGAGGUGGUACGACGAUUGGGUUGCGGGCCUCGGCCAUGCCUCGCGCAGUUGUGUGCCACUCACGCAAGAACAUCCAUCCUGGGACCUGUGAUCAAUGUUCGUGCGCUCCUGACCUACCAAGGUGCAAAAUGUACGGGAGCUAUCAGCGCGUGGCGGUUUCGAGUUUGAUUUCGAUUUCGCAAUACUUGACUCUCGCUGUCCAUUCUCACAAUCAAAAUUUGGCUUUCUCAACCGAACUGCAGGUAUUGCGAGUUUCGUCGAUGAUCCUUCACUGAACGUUCGAUC
Molecule: messenger RNA, 1444 nt
Organism: Fomitopsis serialis
Lineage: Eukaryota; Fungi; Basidiomycota; Agaricomycetes; Polyporales; Fomitopsidaceae
Exons: 2
Coding region: 285-1250 (321 amino acids)
Source: RefSeq, a predicted model, not a curated record